Molecule: messenger RNA, 2055 nt
Organism: Juglans regia (Persian walnut)
Lineage: Eukaryota; Viridiplantae; Streptophyta; Magnoliopsida; Fagales; Juglandaceae
Product: phosphoribosylamine--glycine ligase
Exons: 4
Coding region: 196-1794 (532 amino acids)
Biological process (GO): purine nucleobase biosynthetic process
Molecular function (GO): ATP-dependent protein folding chaperone; phosphoribosylamine-glycine ligase activity; ATP binding
Source: RefSeq, a predicted model, not a curated record
GCACGCACACUGCCCAGACGAGACUCGACACCCAAAACGCACGCACACUGACUCUUCGUUUCUCUGCUCUAUGGUUCAUGCCCUUGUCCGAAUGCCAGCCGCCGGAUCCUUGACAUUAUCUUCGUCUUCUCUCUCACUCUCCCGUAUACUCUAACCGAAACCCUCAUUCGUUUUUGACCCUCGGAUACCUUCUCAAUGGCUUCCUCCACAGCCCAAAUACAUACCUUCCUCGAUACCACCGCUUCCUUCCGGAGCAAACCCAAUCGUCCCAAUCUCUCCUCCUCCAAAGCCUUCUUCUUCGGCCAGACGCUUCGCGGUACGGCGUCUUUUCCCCGACUCAGAACCGCCGGUAAGGUGCGCUCGAUUAAGGUGGUGAACGAGAAGAUCGUGGGGAUCGACCUGGGGACGACCAACUCAGCUGUUGCUGCUAUGGAAGGAGACAAACCGACCAUAGUAACCAACGCAGAGGAAGAAGAGAGGGUGGUGGUUUUGGUCAUUGGUGGAGGAGGAAGAGAACAUGCACUUUGCUAUGCCUUGCAGAGAUCUUCCUCUGUUGAUGCAAUCUUCUGUGCGCCUGGUAAUGCUGGGAUUUCCAACUCGGGGAGUGCCACUUGUAUUUCAGACCUUGAUAUCUUUGACAGCUCUGCUGUAAUAUCCUUCUGCUGCAAAUGGGGUGUGGGACUGGUUGUUGUGGGACCGGAGGCCCCUCUUAUUUCAGGCCUUGCAAAUGAUCUAUCUAAGGCUGGAAUCCCUACUUUUGGCCCUUCAGCAGAGGCUGCUGCCUUGGAAGGUUCCAAGAACUUCAUGAAGAUUUUGUGUGAUAAGUAUGGAAUUCCUACUGCUAAGUACAAAACAUUUACCGAUCCAUCUGCCGCAAAGCAAUACAUUCAAGAGCAAGGGUCCCCAAUUGUUAUCAAAGCAGAUGGAUUGGCAUCUGGAAAGGGAGUUAUUGUUGCUACGACUUUGGAGGAAGCAUAUGAUGCUGUUGAUUCAAUGCUUGUUAAGGGUGUUUUUGGUUCUGCUGGUUGUCGUGUUAUUGUUGAAGAAUAUUUGGAAGGAGAAGAAGUGUCCUUUUUUGCCUUGGUGGAUGGAGAGAAUGCGAUUGCUCUAGAGUCUGCUCAGGACCAUAAACGAGUUGGGGAUGGUGAUACAGGGCCCAAUACAGGUGGGAUGGGGGCAUAUUCCCCUGCACCAAUGUUAACAAGAGAACUUCAGUCAUUGGUCAUGGAAUCCAUAAUUCUCCCUACUGUAAAAGGAAUGGCUGCAGAGGGGUGCAAGUUCGUUGGGGUUUUGUAUGCGGGGCUCAUGAUUGAGAAGAAGUCUGGCUUACCGAAGCUAAUUGAGUACAACGUGCGUUUUGGAGAUCCAGAGUGUCAGGUGUUGAUGGUUCGGUUGGAGUCUGAUCUGGCACAAGUUCUGCUUGCAGCCUGUAGAGGAGAGCUAAGCGGAGUAUCCCUGAACUGGUCCCCAGGGUUUGCCAUGGUGGUAGUGAUGGCAAGUAAGGGCUACCCUGGGGUCUAUGAAAAGGGAACUGUGAUUAGAAACCUUGAAGAAGCAGAGCAUGUUAGUUCGUGUGUUAAGAUAUUCCACGCAGGAACAAGCCAAGACUCGAUGGGUAACUUCAUUGCAGUUGGGGGACGUGUUCUUGGGGUCACCGCAAAAGGAAGAGAUCUUGAAGAGGCACGGGAUCGAGCUUACCAGGCUGUUGAUGAAAUUAACUGGUCAGGAGGAUUCUGCAGGCGGGAUAUUGGUUGGAGGGCACUUCCCCGGAAACAAUUUGCUACAAAAGGGUGAGAAUCAAAUGCUUUGUAUUGUAACACAGCAUGCAUGGAUGAAUAUUUAAAAAAAAAUUGCUCAUAGUAUAAAUUAACAACAUCUUCCAAAGAGAGGAGAGAAAAUGUGAGUUCUCUUGUGGGCCAUGACCGUUUUAGCUUAUUACUGAUCUUCCAUGUCACGAGACCCCCAUCUGCUUUGUAUCCAUGGAUUGAAUGGCAUUUAAGUUGAGGAUUUCUCGUCCAAAAUGGGAAGAGAUAUGUAAGCCAAAAAAAAAAAAAA